AUGGGGCACGGCGUCCGGCCCUCUUUUCACGGCUUCGUAUCCUUGUGGCUGGCUCUUCUAAUGGGAAUAAUAGGGACACAAAAGAGCUUUGGGUGCCCAGCAGAAUGCACCUGUGAGCCAGGGAAAGUGAAUUGCCAAGGAAAGAAAUUGCACAAUGUUCCGAGCAACAUUCCACGGACCAGCAAAGAAUUGAUUCUGGCGAACAACAACCUCACUGUUUUACCGCCGAUAGAACUCAACUAUUUAAGCGAACUGGUCUACCUGGACUGUAGCCACAACCAGCUCACGAUGGAUCCGCCCUUUUCCUUUACCGGGACAGUCAAGUUGAUCUACCUGGAUCUCAGUUUCAACAGAAUUUCUUACAUAGCUCACCAUACUUUAUCCCAGCUGGGAAAGCUGAUGCUGCUCAAUCUCUCAGGCAACGCGAACCUCACGCUGAUCGACGCGGUCGCGUUCAGCGGCAAUGGCAUGCUGACCUACUUGGAUGUGAGCGGCUGUAGCCUGCGUUAUAUCGAUGACGACACAUUUGAAAACCUGCACCACCUUUAUAGUUUGGGGAUACACAAUAACCCCUGGAGGUGUGACUGUGCUUUGCUGGAGCUUUGUACCUGGAUAGAGGAGACUACAAUUGAGCUUUCAAACACCGACAAAAUCAUCUGCAGUGAACCCAAGUCCUUUCAGGGUCUCCAGCUUUUUGGCCCAGUGCAACAAGAACUCCAUUUCUCUUGCCUCGUGCAUUUAGAAACCAAGGAUUUCUUAAAUAUGGCCAUAAUUGCCUUCUGCAUAUUUAUCGGUGGAAUGAUUGCAGCUUGGUUGGUCGGCAUAAGCACCGUGAUGUACUAUCACCCUACCAUGAGGGCUGAUGACGAAUCCGACGACGAGGAGUACACGAUGAUUUAA
Euleptes europaea (tarantolino) is the source of this 900-nucleotide messenger RNA. Its product is annotated as leucine-rich repeat-containing protein 52-like. The transcript is spliced from 2 exons. The record is from RefSeq and is a predicted model, not a curated record. Gene Ontology annotation, molecular function: protein binding. Gene Ontology annotation, cellular component: extracellular matrix. The coding region runs from base 1 to 900 and encodes 299 amino acids. NCBI's taxonomy places the organism in Eukaryota, Metazoa, Chordata, Lepidosauria, Squamata, Sphaerodactylidae.